CCCUCCCUCCCCCAUUCCACACACAUCAGCAGCUCUCCUCCUUCCACACACAUCCCAGACUGGAGGAGUGAGCAGAGACAACACAGCAAGCUGUGCCCUACAAGUAGAGGGGGACACCAGGGGAUGAGGUGAGGACAGAGGAGGAGAGGACAGAGGGAGAGCUGGAUGGAAGAAGGACAAAGAGAACUAAAGAAGGAGCAGACAGAAGACAGCAAAAUCUCCCCAACCUCAGAGGAUCCCAGACAAAGCCAAUCCAUCUGCCUUGCCCAGCUGUGUCCAGGAGGAGCUGGGGUACUUUUGGUUGAGACCUUGAAGUCUUCAUAGAGCAAGUGAUGAGUGCUUCCCAUACAGCUAAUGCUCCUUUGACACCUUGUAUGGAAGGCCUGCCUCCACUACCAAAGAGCCUUAGUGGUCUGCUCAAUUCAAGCGGUGGUUCAGGGUGGAGAGAUCUGGAGAGAGUGUAUGCGCAGAAGUCCCGUAUUCAGGAUGACUUAAGUCGUGGAGGCUCAGGUGGCAACUCUCAUUCAAUACCAAAGCCGCCCAACCUUGAUGCUGCAUUGGCUUUGCUUAGGAAAGAGAUGGUUGGGCUAAGACAACUCGACAUGUCUCUCCUGUGCCAGCUAUAUUCCCUUUAUGAAUCCAUUCAAGAAUAUAAAGGCGCUUGUCAGGCUGAUUCCAGUGCAGAAUGUUCAUAUGCGAUGGAAAAUGGAUUUUUUGAUGAGGAAGAAGAGUACUACCAAGAAGCCAGUGCCCUUCAUAAGGGUGGUAGAGAAGACUCGGAAGGAAACCUUGUUUUGACUGUACCUACCCUUUCCAAUGAGGAUUGGAUACUUGAGAACAUUUAAUGAAGGAGCUGGAUAUUUCCCACCUUGAUUUUUUUUUUGUUUUUCAGCCAUUUUUUGUAAUAGGAAAGUGGUUUAUUAACCAUAACAUAAACAUUUUCAGGCAUGCUUUUUAAAGAGUGCUCUGUUCCUGCUCACCAUUGUGGGCAAUAAUGUUGCUAUAAGCAACUUGAAAGAAACUUUCAAGUGCCUUUGACAUCCGAAAGCACUUAACUGUGAGCAAAGACUAGACAAAUACCUUUUUAUAAUGUGUUACAUUGGAGACUUAAAGUAAUAAUAUUUAAUCAUACAGGCUUCCAUCAUCUGCCUUAACUAGUCUAUUAAGCAAUGGUGUAAACCUUUAGUUCUUACAUAUACCAAGUUUAAUAAUUUCAUACAAUAAAUUGGUAAGGUCAUCCAAUGAAUGUUCAGACAUAUCACUUGCGGUGAAAUCUAGGCUUGUUAUUACGUAACAGUGCAGGUUCUUUAUGUACUGACGUUCAAAACUAGGUGCAAUUACCUAAUAGGUGGUUAUUUUUAAUACUUAGUCUCCGCCUAACACGUGUUUUUAAAGCCAUUUGCUAAUACAGCAUUAUAUUAUAGCUAAUUAUAUACAGUGUAACCAUAGAUGUAAUUCAUUUUGGAUGAGUUGCCUAUAGCAAAUAGUAGAGGACUCUAAGUAAAACACAAAAUUUAUUAAUGCAUAUCUUAAACGAAUAGCUAUGUAAAAGCGUAAAGCACAUAGGUACUGGAUAGACCAUUUGUAAAGGAUAACAGUGUACUUAUGCACCUGGAGCAGGGACUGCAAUUACAUCCAGUUCAGCUCUAUUUAUGAACCACCCCCAUCAUCAGUAAGAAACUGAACCUCAGCUGCAGAUAGCUGGUUAGUAAAUUGUAACCUUCAGUAAACUACUGAUAAAUUCCAGCUGGAAUGGACAACCCUACAGAUUUAGAAAUUCUUACAUGUUUUUCUUUUCAAAAAAUAACCUACAUUUUACCAUAGCAUCCACAUGAGGUUUAAUGGGUGGUAAAACCAGAAUAUAACUACAGGGAUUAGAAUCCAUACCAGUAGUGUUAAGCUAGACCAGGGAUCUCCUAACUUUAAAAAAAAAAAAGGGCCAUUUUUUUGUCCUUCAGACUUUAGGGAGGGCCGGACUGUUGGCACCGGGAGUGGAAAUUUUCCUGGCAUCAGUGGGAGUAAACAUAACAUUUGAUAUUGGGUGGAGGAAUAGAGCCCUGUCGUUGGUAUCAUUGGGAGGAAUAGCGCCGCAUUGUUGGUGUCAAUGGGAGAAAUGGUGCCUCCAUUACUGCUGGCAGAACCGUGUCUUGUAUUAGUGAGAGCAAUAGUGCCUGAAGGGUCGGAUAAAGGCAAGCAAAGGGCCACAUCCACCCCCCAGGCCGCAGUUUGGAGACCACUGGGCUACACAAUACAGACUUGGAUUCUCUCGUUCAUCACACAGGCUGAACAAGGGAAAAUUCAUAGAUUCCUUCAUUUAAGCUAAACAUGGAUAGAGAAGUUUCCCAUUAAAUUUAGGCUGGUGCAGCACCUGCAGCUGCUUAAAUACCUAAACAGUGACUGCAUCCAAUUUAGAUACAGUCACUGUUUGGCCAAUUUUCCACACAGCUAAGUCCAUUUUAAAAUUUACUUUUUGUCAUGCCUGGUGGUGCCAACAGAGCCACCAUGGCUCAAAUUUCAGGAAUCGGCCAAACUUCAAGCCACCUAUGGCCGGCUUUACAUACAUGGUCAACUCUUUUUUACUUAUUUUCUAGUUUGGUGAUCAUGCAUCUUCACUCAGGAAAUGCUCAUAAUGGUAAAAUAAAGAAGCCUUCCUUAAAAGAACAUAUUUUUUUUAAACAUAAAAUGCAGUGUGUAAAUUGAGCAAGAUUGUUAUCGGUUUUCCUUUUAGCUAGGAGUUCUGUUUAUAUAUAAAUAGAUAUUGGCAAUAUUUGAUAACCUCCAAAAUAUGUCCCUCUCUGUUGCAUCAGUGUAAAAAAAAUAACUCACACCGUGGCUAAACAGAGAUGUGCCACUGUAUCAUGGGAGUUCAGUUUAGGUCUCUGCAAUGAAUCAGACUGGGAGGAUGGCUUAUUCACAGAAAAUAUAUAAAAAAUAUUCUACACAUAGAGACCGGUGGCAACGGAUUAUUAAACGUAUGCCCCUUUCUCCUGAAAAGUAGCCAUAUUGGAUCUAAAUAUGCUAUAGGGGCUCUUCUGUUAGUUGCUUCCCCAAUAUUUGGCAACCACCUUCAUAUAAGAGGGCAAUUCUUUCAGAGAAAUCUGUGAUAUUUUUAUAGGUAUCAGCCUCCAUCUGUUCUAUUUUAAAUUGAACAAGUAAUAAGAAAUCAUGAAGCUGCUUUUGCUAGCUUCCUUUUGGCAAUUUUUAGUGGCUUGGCUGUUAAUCUGACCCAUUGACUUUACUUUUAAGUCACUGACCUGGAAAGCAUGUGCAGAAAGUGCAUGUUAAAGUAAGGUUCCAGGUCAUUGAUUCAAAUGAUUGAAACAAAAAAAUUCCAGUAUGACAGCCAGACGGCUAUCAUUUUCAGAAGGAAAUGUCAAAAGUGGCAGCUUUCUCGUUUUUAAGACUUGGUUCACACAUGUGCCCGGCUGGUUUGCAGUGCGCUUUCAAACCCCGGUCCAGUGCUAUUUCAGUGGUUCAGGUGUGAAUCCAAUUGUAGUGUAUGAGAUUGGAAAUCAUACCUGAACCAGACUGAAAUUGCACUGUGGCUGGCCCGCACGUGAACAGGCUGUAAAGUAUAUCUAAACCCAAGAACAAAAUUAUGGUUUCAUUCGUUUUCUAUUUCUAGGCUAGGUACAUUUUUGCAAAUACAAUAAACCACCUGUUGAUCCUGAUAGAAAAUCACUCUCCUUGUACCUUUCUGUAUACUGAAAUUUCAAACAAUGUUUUCUGCUUUCCAAGCUGUUUUUUGUGAGCAACACAACCCUUCCUCCCUAUGUACUGGUGAUAAGGAGAAUGUAGGAGUUUGUAGUCCACAUCAGGAGAGCAGCCUAGGAUGACAAUGUUGUUCCUCUGUAAAUACAACGGAGUGAAUAAUCAUGGUCACCCUAGGACAGGAUCGUCAGGAGAAAAUAAAGGAAAAAAGUGUUGGAAACUGAUGUAGCCAUUGCAUCUAAGGACUGUUAAACUGCAAUAUAUAAAAAAAAAAAGUUUUUUGGUUUAGAUAUGCUUUAAGCAAAGAUAAAAACCAAAUUGUGAUACUGAUGUGUGUGCACAAGCCUUUCCAUGCACAAGUCACUUGCCACUCUUUAUUUUUAUUGCCUUACACGUACCUCACAUAAGCACCAUUAGGCUCGAGCACUGUUAGUGUGCGGCUCAUUGUUGCUUUUUCUUUGUUAUGCGGACUAUUUUUAUUUUGAUCAGUAUUUAAUGAUUUGAUACAAUGGUUUGACACUUUAAUGCAUAUGCUGCUUGCUUUUUUUUUUUUUCCCUUUCUUUUUUUUUUAUGCACUUUUUUGUGUUUGUGUGCUGGUUCUGACUUGUUAUACACAUAGCCUCACAUAUCCACAGAUCCACACGUAUCAGUUUGUUGUAGAAAAAAAUAUUUGUUAAAAUUCAUAGAGAUGCAAAAAAAAAAAAAAUCACAUUGAGCCUGACUUUUACAAGUCAAACAUUUAUAUUUAUGUUUUGGGACCUUAAACAUUUCUAUCAACUAAGACAAAACACUUAUUGUUUUAUUAUGUUAACUACAUGUAUAUUUAUUUAGGAAUAAACUGUCAUACAUUUUCUCUAAUAAAAAAAAUGUGUACACAA
Messenger RNA from Rana temporaria (common frog), 4590 nucleotides. It is a transcript of the gene FAM89A, whose product is annotated as family with sequence similarity 89 member A. The transcript is spliced from 3 exons. The record is from RefSeq and is a predicted model, not a curated record. The coding region runs from base 333 to 845 and encodes 170 amino acids. NCBI's taxonomy places the organism in Eukaryota, Metazoa, Chordata, Amphibia, Anura, Ranidae.